This is a messenger RNA of Xenia sp. Carnegie-2017, 820 nucleotides long. Its product is annotated as vesicle-trafficking protein SEC22b-like. Gene Ontology annotation, biological process: vesicle fusion with Golgi apparatus; endoplasmic reticulum to Golgi vesicle-mediated transport; retrograde vesicle-mediated transport, Golgi to endoplasmic reticulum. Lineage: Eukaryota; Metazoa; Cnidaria; Anthozoa; Malacalcyonacea; Xeniidae. Gene Ontology annotation, cellular component: endoplasmic reticulum membrane; endoplasmic reticulum-Golgi intermediate compartment; ER to Golgi transport vesicle membrane. The transcript has 5 exons. Gene Ontology annotation, molecular function: SNAP receptor activity. The record is from RefSeq and is a predicted model, not a curated record. The coding region runs from base 114 to 761 and encodes 215 amino acids.
ACGUGGAUUUAGCAACAAGGAUAAGCAAUGGCAUCAUGGAAAGUGUCGUACAAAAUGUUGUAAAGACAAAACUGUUUUCAUUAGUUUGUGUACAGGUUUGAGAAGCUGUUAAAAUGGUAUUAAUGACAAUGAUUGGAAGAGCGGCGGAUGGCUUGCCUUUAGCUGCUUCAAUGCAAGCUGACGAGCAAUCUGGUAGAGAAUUCCAAGAGUAUCAGGCACAGGCAAAGCAGAUCUUUAGAAAACUUAGUGAUCGUUCACCUCCAAAAUGCAAUAUUGAAAGUGGGUCUAUGAUGUUUCAUUACAUUAUUGAGAAUGGGGUAUGCUAUCUUACGCUUACCGAAAAAAUGUUUCCCAGUCGACUGGCUUUUGGUUUCCUUGAUGACAUUUCAAAAGAAUUCUGGAAACUAUACAGCUCAGAGAUAUCAACAGUAGUUCGUCCUUAUUCAUUCAUUGAGUUUGAUAAUUAUAUUCAGAAAAGUAGGAAAAAUUUCAUGGACUCAAGAUCUCGAAGAAAUAUCAACAGAUUAAAUGAUGAACUUCAUGACAUCCAAAGAAUUGUUGUUCAAAACAUUGAUGAAGUUCUACAAAGAGGAGAGGCAAUUUCAGAACUGGACGACAAAGCUGGAAAACUAAAAGAUCAGUCAGUAAAAUAUAAGUCAGAUGCACAUUACUUAAAUGUUCGAACUGCAUAUGCAAAAUAUGCAGCUGUUGCAAUUGUAUUUAUCAUUGUCAUAAUUUAUCUCAGAUAUUGGCUUUUUUGAUAACAUUAAAUAGAAAUAUAUUGUAAUCCUGUGAAAAUAAAAUUUAUUGUUUUAAUGGA